AUGUCAGCCUGCAGUUUAAAUGAAUAUGCGCAGACGUUUACAAAAGCGCUGUCUUUCCUAGAAUACCCGUUACCCGAAGGCCUUGCGUUGGAAGCUCAUUCGCAGGUCGAAAUCUCUUUCAGCUCGUUCCCAUGGUCAGGACACAUCUGGGCGAGGCAGUAUUGCGCAGCCGGCGGAUCGAACUGUGUUGUAGGUGACUGUGGUCACCCGAGUUGCUGGGGUCGUUCAUCUACCGGCACUACGCUAUUUGAAAUUACCGCACAAAAAGACAAGAUGUACUACGACAUCAGCCUAGUCGACAGUUUUACAUGCGGCGUUCACGUUGUGCCGGACGACCAGGACUGCGAAGCGAUCGCUUGCCUAGCCCCGCCCUACCUCGGCAUCAAUCCCGAGGAUCAGUCACUGACGAGUACUGUCGCAGGGGAUCCCCCAGGGCGUUUCCAAUUUUAG
Colletotrichum abscissum is the source of this 450-nucleotide messenger RNA. RefSeq lists its product as uncharacterized. The transcript has 5 exons. Bases 1 to 450 code for a protein of 149 amino acids. Gene Ontology annotation, cellular component: extracellular region. Lineage: Eukaryota; Fungi; Ascomycota; Sordariomycetes; Glomerellales; Glomerellaceae. The record is from RefSeq and is a predicted model, not a curated record. Gene Ontology annotation, biological process: defense response.